This is a messenger RNA of Corythoichthys intestinalis (scribbled pipefish), 1351 nucleotides long. It is a transcript of the gene zfand2a, whose product is annotated as zinc finger, AN1-type domain 2A. Gene Ontology annotation, molecular function: zinc ion binding. The transcript is spliced from 10 exons. The record is from RefSeq and is a predicted model, not a curated record. Gene Ontology annotation, biological process: protein targeting to ER; proteasome-mediated ubiquitin-dependent protein catabolic process. Gene Ontology annotation, cellular component: cytoplasm; endoplasmic reticulum. Lineage: Eukaryota; Metazoa; Chordata; Actinopteri; Syngnathiformes; Syngnathidae. Bases 180 to 998 code for a protein of 272 amino acids.
UUCACAGACACCUCAAAUGCCCACACUUGAACGCCUGAAUGAUAAGUUGUUUAGCCAACAGAAGGACUACGAGCGUCACCCUGCGCGGAUUUAACACGAAUAAGGCUUGAAAUUUACUAUUUGUACUUAAUUAUACGCCUGUAAGACUGCAACGAGUUUGGAACUGUUGAGCCUAUGCCAUGGAAUUUCCAGAUCUUGGAGAACAUUGUUCAGAGAAGACCUGCAAGCGUUUAGACUUCCUUCCCAUGAAAUGUGACGCCUGUCAAGAAAUAUUUUGCAAGGACCAUGUCACUUACGCGCACCACAAAUGCACCUCGUCUUACAAAAAGGAUGUCCAGGUCCCCGUGUGCCCAUUGUGCAACAUCCCCAUUCCUAUCAAGAGAGGAGAGACGCCCGAUAUUAAAGUCGGGGAGCACAUCGAUCGGGAUUGCAAAUCGGAUCCCGCACAACGGAAAAGGAAGAUUUUCACCAACAAGUGUUCCAAAGGAGGUUGUAAGCAGAAGGAAAUGAUGCGUGUGACAUGUGACCAGUGUCAUUUAAAUUACUGUCUUAAACACCGACACCCACUCGACCAUGAUUGUAAGACUGACGGCAAACCUCUGUCCCAGGCUGGACAUGCUGCUUUAAUGCGGGCUCAGAGCUCUUCCUCUACCUCUGCCUCAUCCUCUUCAGGACACGCCAGAUCAGUUUCUAAUGGUGGCAGUUCAACCAGCAGAGGUCACAAUAGCAACUCGAGCCGGCCAAUGACAACCUCUGUAUCAGCACAAAAUGUGGUGCAGCCGUCGGCGUCAUUUCAGGCGGGCAUGACUGAAGAGCAGGCCUUACAAAGAGCUCUUGAGAUGUCUUUGGCCGAGUCGAGACCAGCCUCACAGCCAAACCUGAGUCCUCAGGAACAGGAAGAUCUGGCGCUGGCUCAGGCCCUGGCUGCCAGUGAAGAAGAAUACAGACGCCAGCAGCAGAGACAACAGGUAUCGCGUGGAACAGUUAGUCAACACUAGCAUUCUUGCAUGUAGGGGAGAGAAUCCAAACAGUUGAGCUGCAGCCUUUCUUAAUGUUGGACCACUGCUACUUUUUUCCACCUCCCUCCCAAGAUGUGCUAUAACUUUUCUAGAAACCUCAUAAGCUGGAAUCUGGAUAUCCAGCAUGAUUGAUUGUCUUUAAUAUUAUUCAAAGAAAGGAUCGUAAGUUGCGCCUUCUAAACAGAAAACUACGCACACAGAUGCCCAGCAGGUUCUGUCAUUUUUACCAAUGAGUUGCUGUGUAAAUAUUUUGUAUAUGAAUAUAAAUCUCUAUAUAUGCUGAUAAUAAAACUGUUAUCACCGCCUGUGAACAAUGAAUAAAUUGUUUUAAA